Molecule: messenger RNA, 414 nt
Organism: Puccinia triticina
Lineage: Eukaryota; Fungi; Basidiomycota; Pucciniomycetes; Pucciniales; Pucciniaceae
Exons: 1
Coding region: 1-414 (137 amino acids)
Source: RefSeq, a predicted model, not a curated record
AUGCUUUUGAGCCUCGCCCCCUUCCUGGCCAUGCCCUGGCGGCUGGCCUUCAUCCGCAGGCGCUGGUGUUUCAGGGCGAUCGGCUGCUUUCAUCCUUCCGGACCCUCGAUCCCAAACAUCACCAUCCAUCGCAGCAUCAAGCCUGUAAAGAUCCUUCCGGCUCAAAAGAAAUUGCACUUUCUCCCACACCUUGCGGGCCUCAGCACACAAACAUCAAGCAGCAACCCCAACAUACAAAACAUAUCAACCAUACACUCCAGAAUCCAGCUGCCCGGCGGCGGGGGUCCUUGGCGAGCUUUGGGCAUCUGUCAGCUCACCGAGGACCACCGCCAAGCUGGUACUAGGGUCCCUCGACUCGCCCAGGACUCUCGGCAAGCUGAGCUGACAUUUGCGCUUGCCGAGCGAAACCACUAG